AUGGAAUCCUUGAUUUCUCUCAAGGCUCACUUUUAUGCCUUUCCUUCCUUCUCAUCCCAACCCAGAACCACCAUAUCUCCUACUCAACUGAAUACUUAUAGAAAAAAACCCCUUUUUACUGUUUCUGUUCGAGCACAGAUGGACCCUAAUGAAGAUUCAGCUACAACGGCCACAUCUGGUGAACCUGUGGUUGAAGCUCUCAAAGUUAAGGAAUGGGAAGUAGGAAUGUUUCAUAAUGAGGUUGCUGCUACGCAAGGUAUAAGAAUAAGGAGAAGGCCACCAACUGGACCCCCUGUUCAUUAUGUAGGACCUUUUGAAUUCCGAUUGCAGAAUGAGGGAAAUACACCGCGUAACAUCUUGGAAGAGAUUGUGUGGAACAAGGACAUUGAAAUUGCACGACUAAAAGAAAGAAAAUCCCUUGCUUCGAUUAGUAAGUCCCUUAAAAAUGCACCUCCUGUUAGAGAUUUUAUUGGGGCUCUAAGGGCGGCUAAUGAACGAACUGGAUUGCCUGGAUUGAUUGCUGAAGUGAAAAAGGCUUCACCAAGUAGAGGCAUUUUGAGAGAAAACUUUGAUCCAGUUGAAAUUGCUCAAUCUUACGAGAAAGGUGGAGCAGCAUGUCUAAGUGUUUUGACAGAUGAAAAGUACUUUCAGGGAAGCUUUGAAAAUCUUGAGUUAAUAAGAAAUGCUGGAGUAAAGUGCCCUUUGUUGUGCAAAGAAUUCAUCGUAGAUGCUUGGCAACUCUACUAUGCUCGAUCUAAAGGUGCAGAUGCAGUCCUUCUAAUUGCCGCUAUUUUACCUGAUCUUGACAUCAAGUACAUGGUUAAAAUAUGCAAAUUACUUGGAAUGGCCGCCCUUGUUGAGGUGCAUGAUGAGAGGGAAUUUGACCGUGUUCUUGGAAUAGAAAGUGUUCAGCUUAUUGGCAUCAACAACCGCAAUCUUGAAACAUUUGAGUUAGAUAUCAGCAUCACGAAGAAGCUUCUUGAAGGAGAGCAAGGCAAAAUAGUUCGUGAGAGAAACAUAGUUAUGGUAGGAGAAUCUGGUUUGUUCACCCCUGAAGAUAUUGCCUAUGUACAAGAAGCAGGAGUUAGAGCUGUUUUGGUGGGAGAGUCUCUUGUGAAACAGAGUGAUCCUGGAAAGGGAAUUAGCAAUCUGUUUGGCAAAGAUAUAUCUGUUUGA
Messenger RNA from Lathyrus sativus (Indian pea), 1176 nucleotides. The record is from the annotation of a GenBank genome assembly. Lineage: Eukaryota; Viridiplantae; Streptophyta; Magnoliopsida; Fabales; Fabaceae.